Messenger RNA from Funneliformis geosporum, 289 nucleotides. The record is from the annotation of a GenBank genome assembly. Lineage: Eukaryota; Fungi; Glomeromycota; Glomeromycetes; Glomerales; Glomeraceae.
AUUUGAAGAUAUGGUCGUAAAGCUUAGAUUUGAAGAUAAGAAACUUGCAGAUAAGACUGCAAGAUCACAAAUUUAUGCAGAAAUGAGGCCAUAUCUUACUGGCAUUUCUGAUAGAUAUUUACAUGUAAUGACCUGUAAAGCAAGAAAAAUCAAUAAGCUAUUUGGCUAUGAAUAUGACUCUGUAACUCUAAAAAAAAGUGAUGGUAUACCAGGGUAUAUGGUUAAGCAGGUCACUUGUAAUGCUGACAAAAUUUCAAAACUCACUAAUCCCAAAUCGAAUACAUCAUAG